Geodia barretti is the source of this 3284-nucleotide messenger RNA. The record is from the annotation of a GenBank genome assembly. NCBI's taxonomy places the organism in Eukaryota, Metazoa, Porifera, Demospongiae, Tetractinellida, Geodiidae.
CUACAGCGGCCAUGAAACUUGUUUUGCAAGGCCUGGUUCUACUCUUAGCAGGUGUGAGACUGAGAGUCAGUUGUGCCAGUGAAGAUGUCGCCCAGUGUCCUACUUGGAAGUGGUUCAACUACUCUUCGGGUGUGUGUCAAUGUGGCCAUGAUAUCAUGGGCACCAUAAAGUGCAGUGAGGCAGAGAAUAGCUCGGUGUAUGCAAGAUUUGAUGUCUGUGUUUCGUGGGAUAGUCACUCACAGACUGUGCUCACAAGUUUGUGUAAGUUUAAGAGAAGCCGCAGUACCUCAGUCACUGAUCGAGUCUUCUCUGCACUACCCCAGAGUCCCUAUAAUUUAUCUUUUGAUGAAUGUGAGCUCAACAACAGGGAGGGAGUGUUUUGUGGUGGAUGCAAGAAAGGUUUUGCACCUACUCUCCAUACUUUCAGUGGGAAGUGCAUUGAUUGCAACAACUGCCUUCAAAAUCCUGCAUCUCUUUUUCUCUUCCUAGCAUCAGAAAUACUUCCUCUCACUAUUUUCUAUCUAAUCAUAAUGAAAUUAAGAAUCAAUAUCGUGUCCGGUCCAUUGCUUGGUUAUGUAAUAUUUUGUCAGUGUCACAUCAAUGCAGUUCAUAUUUAUCCAAAUAUUUGGAGGUUUUUACUUGCCAGUUCAGAAAGUUAUGUACGUGUUUGGAACACCAUGGUAUUGCUCCCUCUUACAGGCAUUUGGAAUAUAAAUUUUUUUGCCAUGUUCAUGCCUCAUCUUUGCUAUGGUUGUGGUUUUAAUUACUUUUUUGGUCUCCUAAUUCAAUAUCUGUCAGUUUUAUAUAUUUUUGUUCUUGUAUUUCUUGGUUUUCUCAUCGAUUCACUGGAUUUAAAGAGUAAACUUUCUUCUGUGAGAUUCUGCAGGAUCAUGAUAUUCUCCCUUGUCAGAUUUCGGAGAGACUGGAGCUUAAGUGAUUCCGCCAUCCAUGCACUGGCAACUUUCACCGCCCUUUUUGUCGCUAAGGUUAUUGCUAUAUCCGAUCAGCUCCUGUCUGCUAGGAAGGUGUACAAUAUGAACGGAACAUUGGUGAAGAAAGUUCUCACCUUUGAACCCUCAAUAGAAGCACUAAGUAGUCAACAUGCUCCUUACGCCGUUGCCGCUUAUGUUCCCAUAUUUAUCUUUGUUCUGAUUCCAACCCUGGUACUCUGCCUGCACCCGAGUCGACACUUUCAGAACCUCUUGGCACGUUGUUGUGGGCCGAGAAAGAGACUAGCUCUGGCAAUAUUUGUGGACACUAUUUCCAGUGGAUACAGAGAUGGACUGGAUGGUGGCAGAGACUGGAGGAGAAUUUAUCCACUUAGUUUCAGUUUUAUUGCUGCAACACUUUUCUUCCUGGCUAAUUUCUUUACCAACUUACCUGAAACGUACUUCAUCAUCUUGCUACCUGUUUUUCUCUGUCUCUCAUUUUGUGUCUUAUACUUUAGACCAUGUAAAACAAAAGCAAUGAAUGCUUCCCUAUCGUUUCAUUUCAUCAUGAUGGCCCUUGUAGGCCUCACUCUGGCUCUCUGGAUUCAGGAUUAUUUUUUGAGCUCGUUCACCUUGGAGAUUUUCCUGACUGUCUGUUUGACUCUACCUCAUGUUGUUAUGCUGCUUUGGUUGUUGAGUAACAUAGUCCAAAGAUGUCAGUCUCUCAGGAACUGCUGCUACGUGAGGCAAAACAAGUUUCUUUUGGGAUUUGCGUGAUGUACAACUUCAUGGAAAAAAACUGAUUUUAGUACUUUUGUAAGGAAUAACAAGACAGAACUGUAGGUUAAUGUGAAUUAUAGCAAAACAUUUUAGGAGAAAUGUAUGCAGUAUUGGCCAGAUCAGACCAACACUUCAGUUACACGUGGAAAGUUCGACAUCACUGUUACCUCAUUGGUGCCCUCUGCUGAGUAUCAGAUCAGGAAAAUACAGCUCAAAUCAAAGUUUGACCCAGAACAUGAGAGGACUGUCACCCACAUGCUCUACACAGCCUGGCCUGAUCACGGAGUCCCUCGCAACGCCAUGUCCCUCAUCUCCUUCAUCCAUCGCGUCCGGAGGGAGCACCCGGUCUCCCUGACCACGCCCCUCCUGGUCCACUGCAGUGCUGGGGUAGGGAGGACCGGUACUUUCAUCCUCCUGGACGUGUCCAUGCAGCAGAUGAAGAGGGAGUGCACACUGAGUGUCUUCCAGCACCUCAAGAAUAUAAGGACUCAGAGAAUGAAGCUGGUUCAGACCCAGGUGUGAGUGCUUCCUAUGUACAAGUGUAUGCUCAGUACGUCUUCAUCCAUGAUUCCCUCAGUGAACUAGUUGUGUGUGGAGAAACCGACGUGGCUGCUGGUAAUAUCAGGAUCAGGAUGAUGCAGCUACAGAAACCAGUACCUGGUGGUCUCGUUGGCUUCCAAAAACAGUUUGAGACCCUGGAGGAAGUGAGCUCUCAGUGUGAGGCCUCUUACCAGGAGGCAAAGGCCAAGUACAAUGCAGGGAAAAACAGGUUCCCUGACAAGCUACCGAAUGAGUUGGGUCGUGUGAGGCUGAGGUUUGGUCCCAAACCUGGCUCCGACUAUAUCAAUGCAUCUUUCAUUGACGGGUAUAAACAACGGAAGGCCUACAUAGCCACCCAGGGACCAAUGGAAGGGACAGUGGCUGAUCUAUGGAGGAUGAUCUGGGAACACAACUGCAGCUGCAUCAUCAUGCUCUGUCAGACACAGGAGAAGGGACAAGUGAGCAGUCAUUGUUUCUGGCCAGAAGGGGAAAAAGAAGAGGCGGUGUACGGGAAGCUAAGGGUGGGGGUGAAGAGAGUGAGCAUCACGGUGACAUCAUGAGAGGAAGCUGGAAGUGGAGGACACGGAGGGGAGGGGAGGGGUUCAGAAGACUCUGAGUCUCAUGCAGCUGAGCAGCUGGCCUCCUGGAGAGCUGCCUCACCCCACGGCCAUCCUGUCUCUGGUGGACCUGCUCACUAAGGCACAGAGGGGCAGCCUCGGCAGACACACUGUCAUCAUGUGCAGUGAUGGAGUAGGAAGGACGGGGACGUUCAUCUGUAUCCACUGGAGAGACUCAAGACUGAGGGAGUGGUCGAUUUCUUCCAGGUUGCAAAAUCCUCUCGCAUCCAACGAGCGGGCCUCGUCCCAGAUGCCGCUCACUACGCCUUCUGCCACGACGUGGUCGCCACCUACAUGGACAGUUUUGAGACUUAUGCCAACUUCAAAGAAGUUGUGUAACCACAAAGAUAAUAACCCGCAAAAAUCACUUCACCGUAGUUUAGUCGUAGUGAAAAAAACAGCCACCAUUAGUUUAUUG